GCGCCUGUGCCACACACAGCAUGGCGGAGCCGCUGCCCGCCGCGCCGCCGUCAAGCGGGAGCGGCCGCAAAGAGAGCCUGGGCUGCGCGACAGCGAGCGGCGGCGGGCGGGUCUUAAAACAGGUCAGUUUACCAAGAGUGAUGCAUCAAGUGCCUGAGAAAUCACUUGUACAGUCACAGUUGAAGGGGCAUUAUAAAACAGUGAAGUGAAAUUGAAAGAAGUAUUAUAUGCCUUACUGAUCAGAAAACUGUUUCUGAAGUAUUUGGGCAAACUACAUAUAUAUGUAGUAAAAUCUGCAAAGGCUGAAGGUGUGGAGAGCAUGGGUUAUGAUCUGGAGCGCUUCGUGGGCUAUGUGAACGAGGGGCUGUUGUGCUCCAUCUGCCGAGACGUGUUGGAGGAUCCGCUGCAGGCUCCUUGCGAGCACGCUUUCUGCACUGCCUGCAUCCACGGCUGGCUCGUUCAUCACAGCAACUGCCCUGAGGACAGACAAGUCAUCGAUGUGUCUUUGCUGCGACCUCUCUACAGAUAUAUGAAAAAUGAUUUAAACCGUCUUCAGCUACAUUGCAGAAACAGAGAGUAUGGCUGUGAAAUGGUUUGUUCUCUGGAGUCUAUAGACAGGCAUGAAAGGGAGUGUGAGUACAGUCAGAUACCUUGCUCCAAUGCUGGUUGCACGGUGCAGAUCGAGCGGCGUAACCUGGACGGGCACCUGGCGGUGUGCGAGUUCCGGAGCCGGGAGUGCCCCAACGGCUGUGGCUACACCAUCCUCAGCGCAGAGGACACGCAGCACAACUGUGUGGCAGAGCUGAGAACCGAGCUGGAGCUGCUUCGGUCAGAAAUGAUCUGCAGAGUGGAGGAGGCAAAACAUGAGAUGGAGUCAAGGUUAGAUUCACAGAGAAGGCAUAUGGUCCAAAAAGAGAGUAUUCUGCAAAAUGAAAUUGAAGAACUAAAGAGCCAGAUGUCUCGGAUGAUGUCAGAUGUGCGGUCUCUGAUGGCAGCAGAGAGACAGCACCGUCAAGAGCUGGAGCAGGCAGAGCUGGAAAAACGGGAGUUAAUGGAGCUGCUGAAGGGGCUGCAGAAGGACUGCAGAUUAACCACUACAGAGGGAAGCAGGAAGUCAAAUUUCCGUCCUUUGACACGACUAGAGAGUGUGAAAAGAAAACCUAGGGAAGUUACAGUUAUCUAAAUAGUACUAACCUCAAAAAGCAUUUUCUUCAAGUACUGGCUUCUGGCAAACUACUUUCUUUGAAUGAUUGGUAAACUUUAUAUAAUUUCUGAUUUACUUGUUUUCUUUUAAGGUCUAAAUUGCAACUGUAUUUCCUUUGGGGCCAUGAAAACAAACAGAUGAUUUUUUUUUUUUUCUGAGGGAAUACUGGUCAUUAAAACCAGUAAUUGGAAGACA
Oenanthe melanoleuca is the source of this 1399-nucleotide messenger RNA. RefSeq names its product RING finger protein 151-like. The record is from RefSeq and is a predicted model, not a curated record. Lineage: Eukaryota; Metazoa; Chordata; Aves; Passeriformes; Muscicapidae. Gene Ontology annotation, molecular function: zinc ion binding. The transcript has 8 exons. Bases 320 to 1183 code for a protein of 287 amino acids.